Helicoverpa zea (corn earworm) is the source of this 978-nucleotide messenger RNA. Its product is annotated as trypsin, alkaline C-like. Gene Ontology annotation, biological process: proteolysis. NCBI's taxonomy places the organism in Eukaryota, Metazoa, Arthropoda, Insecta, Lepidoptera, Noctuidae. Bases 92 to 862 code for a protein of 256 amino acids. Gene Ontology annotation, molecular function: serine-type endopeptidase activity. The record is from RefSeq and is a predicted model, not a curated record. The transcript is spliced from 4 exons.
UAUUUACGACUUUAAUCUUAUCACUUAUUAUUAUUAGUAUAUAUAAAAGCCAAGGCAAACAAUUUGCAUCACCAGCGUGUGGACAGUCAAAAUGAGAGCAGUAGCUGCAUUAGCUCUUUGCAUCGCGGUGGUGGCAGCUCUGCCAUCGGACCCCCAAAGAAUAGUUGGUGGGUCGGUAACUACUAUUAGCCAAUACCCAACGAUGGCUGCUUGUCUGUUCUCAAAUAAUUUUGUCAACUACUUCCAGUCUUGUGGUGGUACUAUCCUCAACAAUAGGUCUAUCCUAACUGCUGCUCACUGCACCAUUGGUCAUACCGCUAACAGAUGGCGCUUCCGUGUAGGCUCGACCUUUGCUAAUAGCGGAGGUGUUGUCCACAAUGUUCAACAAAUCAUCAACCACCCCAACUAUAACCAGGCCAAAUUUUUUGAUUUGGACUUCGCUAUCUUGCGUUCCGCCACUGCUAUCUCAUUCAACAACAAUGUGAGGGCAGUCUCCAUUGCCGGCGCUAAUUACAAUUUGGGCGAUAACCAGGUUGUCUGGGCUGCUGGAUGGGGUCUGACUUCUGAGGGUGGUUCUCCGUCCGAGCAACUGCGCCACGUCCAGAUCUUUUCCGUCAAUCAAGCGACCUGCAGAAACCGUUAUGGAACUGUUGGCAUAACUAUCACUGACAACAUGUUGUGCUCUGGUGUUCUUGACGUUGGUGGUCGCGACCAGUGCACUCAAGACUCCGGUGGUCCUCUCUAUCAUAAUGGCAUCCAGGUCGGUGUCUGCUCGUUUGGUACUGGAUGCGCCAGGCCACGGUUCCCUGGUGUUAACGCUCGCGUUUCACGUGCAUCUGCUUGGAUUGCCAGCAACGCGUAAGAAUGGAUGAAACUUUGUGUUAUGCUGUACAUUGAACUUGUAAAAUAUGUAUUAAAACUAAUAUUAAUAUAAGUAUGUAAAAAUAAACCUAACAUAAUAAAUGGUAGAAAUAUUUA